GCCCCCCAUUGCCCCCAUUGCCCCCCAGAGGAGGAGGAGGUGGACAAGAUGAUGGAGCAGAAGCUGCGGGAGGAGCAGGAGCGGCGCCGGCGCAAGGAGCUCGAGGAACGCAUGUCAUUGGAGGAGACCCGCGAGCAGGUGCAGAAGCUGCAGGCCCGCCUGGGGGCGCUGCAGGGGUGGGGCUCCGCCCCCUCGCGUGACCACGCCCCCUUUCCCCACAGUGACCUCACGACGCUCACAGCGGCCGCCUACCAAUCAGGGCUGCCCGUGCACGGGACCCACAUCCUCAACAUGCAGAGCAGCCCCGGGGGUCACAGCCGCGCCGGGACCCUGAUGGCCGCUGACCGGGCCAAGCAGAUGUUCGGGCCCCCCGUGAUCACCACGCGGCACUUUGGGGCCCAGCCGAGCUAUGGGGCAGGGGGGGAGCACGGAAGCUUCCAGGGGGCGCAGGGGGGGCCGGGCCCCUUCGCUGUGGGGCAGAGCCAGCACCCGUUCCCCCCCGGGCAGCCCGGGCCUGUCAGCUACGGAGCCUCGCAGCAGAUCCGAGGCCCGGCGGCCUUCCCAGCGCUCCCGUUCCUGCCCCAGCAGCAGCCGGGGGGCGGCUUCGGCCUCCACGGGCACUUCCCGGCGCAGACAGGGUUCCUGCCCCCCCCCAGCAGCACCAUCCCCCUGCAGAAGCAGCUGGAGCACGCCAACAGCCAAUCAGGAUUCAGCGAUGCCGUGAGCGGGGCGGGGCUAUGGGGCUGGGAUUGAGGCUAUGGGGCAGCG
Pezoporus occidentalis (night parrot) is the source of this 768-nucleotide messenger RNA. It is a transcript of the gene GPS2, whose product is annotated as G protein pathway suppressor 2. Gene Ontology annotation, biological process: regulation of transcription by RNA polymerase II. The annotation marks the transcript as partial. The transcript has 7 exons. Gene Ontology annotation, cellular component: transcription regulator complex. Gene Ontology annotation, molecular function: transcription coregulator activity. The record is from RefSeq and is a predicted model, not a curated record. Lineage: Eukaryota; Metazoa; Chordata; Aves; Psittaciformes; Psittacidae.